Pteronotus mesoamericanus is the source of this 7119-nucleotide messenger RNA. RefSeq names its product abhydrolase domain containing 2, acylglycerol lipase (gene ABHD2). The transcript is spliced from 11 exons. NCBI's taxonomy places the organism in Eukaryota, Metazoa, Chordata, Mammalia, Chiroptera, Mormoopidae. Gene Ontology annotation, cellular component: sperm plasma membrane; sperm flagellum. Gene Ontology annotation, molecular function: acetylesterase activity; monoacylglycerol lipase activity. The record is from RefSeq and is a predicted model, not a curated record. Gene Ontology annotation, biological process: sperm capacitation; medium-chain fatty acid catabolic process; acylglycerol catabolic process. Bases 209 to 1486 code for a protein of 425 amino acids.
GCCGGGGUUCCGGCUACAUUUCCAUGAGCGCCGCCGGCAGCCGAGGAGCUGCGGGAACCCGACUCGGGGUGAGCUGGGCCUCUGUAGUCCACCACGCACAGCUUUUAGGUAAAUCUGAAUAAGAGAUCUGAGCUGACCGGCCCAGCUGUACAACCUUUCAAGGACAGUUAAUAUUUCCAGUAGAGAGGAACAAAGGACACAGACCAAGAUGAACGCCAUGCUGGAGACGCCCGAGCUGCCGGCUGUGUUUGACGGGGUGAAGCUGGCCGCGGUGGCCGCCGUGCUAUACGUGAUCGUCCGCUGCUUGAAUCUGAAGAGCCCCACGGCCCCGCCUGACCUCUACUUCCAGGACUCCGGGCUCUCCCGCUUUCUGCUCAAGUCCUGUCCGCUCCUGACCAAAGAAUACAUCCCACCGUUGAUCUGGGGGAAGAGUGGGCACAUCCAAACCGCCUUGUAUGGGAAGAUGGGAAGGGUGAGGUCACCACACCCGUAUGGGCACCGGAAGUUCAUCACCAUGUCUGAUGGAGCCACUUCGACCUUCGACCUCUUCGAGCCCUUGGCUGAGCACUGUGUUGGAGAUGACGUCACCAUGGUCAUCUGCCCUGGAAUUGCCAAUCACAGUGAGAAGCAGUACAUCCGGACCUUUGUCGACUAUGCCCAGAAAAAUGGCUACCGGUGCGCUGUGCUCAACCACCUGGGCGCCCUGCCCAACAUCGAGCUCACUUCGCCACGCAUGUUCACCUACGGCUGCACCUGGGAAUUUGGAGCCAUGGUAAACUACAUCAAGAAGACGUACCCCCUGACCCAGCUGGUCGUUGUGGGCUUUAGCCUGGGUGGUAACAUCGUGUGUAAAUACCUGGGGGAGACUCAAGCAAACCAAGAGAAGGUCCUGUGCUGCGUCAGCGUGUGCCAGGGGUACAGCGCGCUGAGGGCCCAGGAGACCUUCAUGCAGUGGGACCAUUGCCGGCGCUUUUACAACUUCCUCAUGGCCGACAACAUGAAGAAGAUCAUCCUCUCGCACAGACAAGCUCUUUUUGGAGACCAUGUAAAGAAGCCCCGGAGCCUGGAGGACUCGGACCUGAGUCGCCUCUACACGGCCACGUCCCUCAUGCAGAUUGAUGACAACGUGAUGAGGAAGUUUCACGGCUACAGGUCCCUGAAGGAGUACUAUGAAGAAGAGAGCUGCAUGCGGUACCUGCACAGGAUUUACGUGCCUCUCAUGCUGGUUAACGCAGCCGAUGACCCGCUGGUACAUGAAAGUCUUCUAACCAUUCCAAAAUCUCUUUCAGAGAAACGGGAGAACGUCAUGUUUGUGCUGCCUCUGCACGGGGGCCACCUGGGCUUCUUUGAGGGCUCCGUGCUGUUCCCUGAGCCCCUCACGUGGAUGGACAAGCUGGUGGUGGAGUACGCCAACGCCAUUUGCCAGUGGGAGCGCAGCAAGUUGCAGUGCUCCGACACGGAGCAGGUGGAGGCCGACCCGGAGUGAGGCCUCCCGGACUCUGGCGCGCUCCAGCUGCCCUCCUCUGGAGCCCGCGUCCCUCACGGCUGCUUCAGGUCUCCCCUCUCCCUCGUGACCUGGAUCUGACCUCACACCGUCAGCGGGGGCCACCAUCAGGCACGCCUGUCUUGGGGUGGGCAGCUCUCCUGGGAGCUCCAGGCUAUUUUUGUGCUUAGUUACUGGUUUUCUCCGUUACAUUGUUAGCCAUGGUGACAGGCGACAGGCUUCUCACCGUCUGUCCAGUUUCAGCAGCAUCAUGAUUGCUUUUAAGCCAAUUACUUCUAGUUUCCCUAUGAAAAAUGUGUUGGAACAGCCGUUUUGCUUUGCCAAUCAAAAGGCUUUUCCCCAAGAACAGUGAAGGAUGCCUGUCAUUUUGUGUGGUCGGAUGUGUCCUUACGUAGCUUGGGAAAGAGCUCACCAGCCUCAGCCCAGGCUGGAGACGCAGGUCAGCUCGGGAGCCUGGGGGACCCCGGCCUCCCAGGCCGCACCAGGGCCUCUUACAUGGCAGAAAAAAUUCCCUUGAGUCACAAGCCAAGUUCCUUCUUCGCUAUCUCCUGAGACAGUUUCCCCUGCGCUUUGCUGGUGACGAGAGUGACCUGGGACGCUUAUUAAAAAUUCAGCCUCCCAGCUCCCUCCCUCUGGAGAAGCUGAUUCAAUGGGUCUGGGAAGGGGCCUGGGGAUUUUAAUUUUUGACAAGUGCCCCCGGUGAUUCUCAUCACCAGGCAAAUUUGGGAAACUGUUCCGCAAGGCCUUUAAAUUAGAAACAUUUCAGUCUUAAAAUUUUAUUAAAAUUCAUAGUCAGAGGUGCGGCCUAGCUCCCGGGAGCCUCCAGAAGAGCAAGGUCUGCCCUGCCUACGCAGCGGCCCCUGUGGGACCACAGUGUGGGGCCUGGGCAGGGGCGAGCAGCGGGGGCUGCCCCUGGCGCUGCUUCUCACUGGCUGCGUGAGCCUGGGAAGGUCCCUUUGAACGUGAAUUUCUUUACCUGUAAAGUGGGGGACCUGGACCAGGUAGAUUGCCAUGAUCGCUACCAGUCCUUAAGUUCAAUGACAAACUCACCUUGCUGAGGUUUGAGAGAACAUCCCUGUAGGGGAGCCUGGGAGCUGUCUUCCCAGUCUCUACAUGUAGAUGUCAUUAUUUGCCUUUCUUUUCUCUUUUUUUUUUUGUGUGUGUUCCUCAUUUCAUAUAAAGAAGUUUUUGGCUUUUUGUUUUAUUACGCAUCAUUUGUAACUUUAUUUUUUAACCCAGGUCUCUGUAACUCUGGCUUUUGAUACCAAACAAUUCAAAAGUUGGACCUGAGUGGAGAAAGAUCUUUCCAGCUGAAGGAGGUGUUGUUUUGAAGGCAGAUCUUUAAUUUAAUAGCCUAUUGUGAUCUGUUGGAGAGGUCUCUCCAAAGGGUGUCUUCUCAAAUGCAAGUGUUUCAAGUACUUCUUUCUCCAGUCCUGUGGUACUUGAAUGUCUAAAACCCUGCACUUUGAAAAAUCAGCAGUGGCUGUCUGGAACUGUGAGCAAAAUUGCCUGGAUACUUUAAAAUUUUUCCCUACUUCAUCUCCUUUGCUCUGGGACAGAAAGGAAUAUAAAAAGUGGGUCUGCGUGGAUGUUUAAGGGGCGGAGGGAGUCCCUGGGGCUUGGAUGCUGACCCCCGCAGCCACAGGUAGAUACAGUUCAGGCACUGGCCCAAGCGACUAUGGCAGUAACACCUGUAAUCUGAAGAAGCUGUUUGCUGACAAUCACUGGAUCAUCUUACCGAAUAGCAAGAAAAACAACCAUUCUCUCAAAAGAUCGAGAUUUCUGUGGUCUCAGCUUUGCUUUGGUUUAUACGAGUACAUACAUCAAAUCCAUCCUGUGACUUUCCACCAAGUAGUUAUUUUUUUUAGUGCUUUUUCCUUUUCAUGUUGUUUUAGCACAAAGUGGCACUUUAUCAUCUAACCCUCGAUUUAGAAGCUAGUCCCUCCCCUUUGUCACUUUUCCCUCCACUGAACAGUCGAACAGUUGGCGGUAAUCUCGAAGGUUCGUAGUCAUGUUCCCUAUGACUCCCUCCAUGUCUUCAGACUUUCCCUGAAAUUAGGUAAACACAGCGGUAACUUGAUGUGUUUAUAUGACCAUCCCAGGAAGCAGGAGGCUCCUUUCUGUUUGCCUCAGGUCGCAUCUCUUGACCCAUGCUGAGAAAGUAGUGGCCAGGUCCCAGCUCCGUUCAGGAGGAAAGGAUAGCGGGGUUGUCACACCCCGAGGUGCAGGGGACAGAAGCACUUGGAGCCUGCUCUGCACUGCAGGCCUGGUGGCUCCGUGGGGGAGAGGCAAGGGUGGGGGCAUCUCCUUUGUUGCCAUACAACCGGAAUUUGCCCCAGCGCACUGCGAGGGCUGUGUCCCAGCUGAACUCUCCUCAGUGUGCGACUCUGAAUGGCACUCAGGUCAGUCUUGGCUCACACGGAGUCCACUGGAGCCCUUUGUUCAGGCGCCAGGCCCUCAGGCAUGGAAAUGAGAAUGUGACAGUGGCUGUCGCACAGGCAAGUUCUCGCUGGCCCCUGAAUGCGAGCACAGAGGCACUGCAUUUACAGCUGCACGCUUGCCUAAUAAACAAGGGAGGCGCAGUUCACAUGUAGAGCCACUUGUCCCCCCUCUUCCUUUGCUUUUUUCCCCCCUAAAGUCAUUCAUUUCAGAUGGUAAUGUGAGCGCUGUUCUUGUUAAUAAGGUCCUACUUGGGCUAAAACUGAGCUGAAUUUUCAAAGAGCAUUUGAAUACUCUCUUUUAAAAUCAGAUUAAGGAUAUAAGCUGCAUAGACCUGGACUGCUCUGUUGCAGGAAUAACAAUAAAAACCAAGGGGGAGGAAGGCACCCACACUCCUCCCGGUUGUGCUCCCUGCCUCCUGAACUGUUUGGAAGACACUGACAAGCAACUGAUCCGAGUCAAACUAGGAUUUUUCUGAAAAAUGGUGUUGGGUCUCUUUGAUGCAUUUAUGUCAGAAGGGAAUUUAAUAGCCUUGAAGAAAACCUCUUAACUUCCUGCUGUGAGUUUGCACCAGUGAUUCCAGAGCAGAACGGAGCAGAAAGUUGUUUGUAGCCCCUCUAUUCUUGUAAGCUCUCUGCAGCGUUGCACACGGACAGGGGUCCCUGUGACAGACUACGCAGGUGGCGAUGUACCUGCUGAAAGGGGUGCGCUCCUUUCUUGGCUCGGUGUUACGGAAGCAGGCCCAGGAGGCCUGGGUUCUCGUCCUAAUGGUCCCUUAUUCACACUGGACAGGAGGAGCGAUAGUUUCACCCCUCUGAGCCCCAGUUAUCUUAGACUGUCUCUAAAACCAUUUCAUCUACUUGUACAUCAUUUCCCCAAACAUCCAGCCCCGCCUUCCACAGCCAUUGCCUGUGGAAACGGGCACAUGCAGGCUCCUGCUCACCUUGAGGGGACUAGCAGAGCGCGCUUCUGCACUAGGCCUUGCUGUUGAAGACCCUUGAUCUUGCCCUCGCCCUGUGUCUUCGGCUUCUCUUGAGAGUCUCCAUCAUCAUCUCAAUGCCCGUGCCAUCCCAAGGCGGGUCGGUGACCGGGACAGGUGCACCCCUGGAACGAGGCAGGUACCCCGUCUUUCUGUGUGACUCAGGCAGAGCACUGAGAGUUCCCGGGGCAGAAGCCCUCCCAGCCCUGGCCUCCGUCCUCAAACUGCUGUCUUCAUUAACGUCGACUCUCUGGGGAGCCGAGCGUAUGCGCCUGGCAUCUGAAUGAGAGCGCUCUUUGUCACUGUGUGACUUGAGAUCAUUUUGCCAGCUCCAGGGAGACAAUGUGUGUGUUCUUGUUUGUGUUUGCCAGGCGAGCAGAUGUCUGAGAUGUGAGAGGCUUUUCUUUUGCUGUGGCAUCGAUUUUGGCUCAGAGUUCAAGUAAAGAUCACAGAAACAUCGCGCUGCGUUAAAAGAACUCUCGGGUCUGUGUUUCUUAGGCAGGGCAGGAGAGUUACUGAGAAGCAUCUUCCUGCAGCAGCCACUCACGAUACAUCUGGAAUCACUUUCUUUGUCCAGAAAGCCUUAACUUGAAUAUCCCCUGGUACCGUAAUACCAUGGUGGUGGAAUUCAAACUCUUCUGCUGAGGAGGGUUGAAGUGAAGCCACAAGCGAAAUCAGAAUUUCUUCAUGUGGCCUGUUCCUUGUUAUGUUAGGCACCCCCACCCCUCAGAGGUAUGGGCCCCAGAGCCCACCAAAUGCCACAUUUCUGACACCUUUCUUCCUUCUUGGCCUCACUCUGUUGUUCAAAGCCACUUUUGGAUUCCUUGGAUGCUUCAAAAAGCUGUGAGAAGUGGCCUGUCUGUGGCACGAACAGGCCCAGCCAUUAAGGGAAAAGUUCACUCCCUCCUCUGCUGUCUUUGCAGAGGGAAGCAACGCCCUCUUCAUGGGGCAAGGGUGUUUUUGCCAAACUGCAUCUGAGGCUAAGGGAGGGAGCGGGAAGUGGCCCGAGACUGGGCUGCUCCCCAAACAAAAGCUGCCUCUUCCUGCCUGUGCCGCUGCCUCUGCCCCAGACGCUGCAGCCCAGCAUCCCUGGAAGCGGGACACAGAGCCAGCUCACCAGCCGUCCUCCACCUCCAGACAGUACACAGCUGACCUUUGGGAGCGCUGGCCCCCCUCCCUGUUUUCUGAGCUGUUUGUUUUUCCUGGCAUGUAAGUGGGUGUCUCUAAUGAAUAGGAAGACAUUAAUUUCUAUUAAUAACUGGUGGCUUAAGCCUUUUAACUCUAUUCUUCUGUCAAUUAGUAAUGAAAUCUAUGGCCUAUCUUUUCCCCCACCCAGUCCCCAUAAGCCAAGAAAUCUAUUGCCAUAAGUUGGGGACAGUCCACAUAUAGCGCCUGCAGACACACCCUUCAUCUCAGUGGGCACUCUCCUUCCAGCCCACCCACACUGAGCAGUCCCCGUGCCCUAGAGUAACUGCUGACACCCCUGCGCCCCAGGCUGUUCGUGCGGGUGGCCAAGCUCCUGGGUAUAGAGUUAGGUUUCCUUUGGUGUUUGGUUUGGCCUCUUCAGUUUCCCUAAAGCACAAGUCCAUGUAGAGCCCUGUCACCUCUCCCCAGCAGCGCAGGUGACCUGGGCCUCUCCCACUGCCUCAGGAAGACCGUCACUGUACCUGAGCUUCUGACUUCUGCCACUGCAGCCGCCUUAGCAACGCCGGGGGGAGGGGAAGGGGCAGGGGAGCCAGUGUGCGUCUCCCUGGUUAGACUCCUGUCAACCACAUCCUUCUGUUGGCAGAUCUGCUUCCAGACCGAUUUUUGAGAACCAUCACUUUCACAUUCCUAAUUUUUGUUCUGUUUGGAUUUUCUGAAACUUAAAAUGCUGCCCUGAAAGUAAUGUAUUUUUUGAGUUUGUCUGAAAGCCUCCGUGCUGCUGGAUUAUGGGGGAGAAAUGUGGGAUCCUCCAGCACCAAGGCGUUUAAGAUUUGCAACUAGCAAUGCAAUUUUUUCUAAAUAUGAGGAUAUUUACCUUUAUUAAGAAACUAUACUAAACGAUGAUGUCCUUGAUCACUUUAUGUUCACGUAUUACUUUUGAUCCUAUUUUGAUUCUGUGUGGUGGUAAACAAAGAUCAUUACAAACAAAAAACUGUAAUUUUGUUAUCUUUGAUUCAGUGGGAUUUCUUUACUUAAAAAAAUUAAAGACUAA